Molecule: messenger RNA, 1223 nt
Organism: Tarenaya hassleriana
Lineage: Eukaryota; Viridiplantae; Streptophyta; Magnoliopsida; Brassicales; Cleomaceae
Product: probable S-adenosylmethionine-dependent methyltransferase At5g37990
Exons: 3
Coding region: 1-1107 (368 amino acids)
Biological process (GO): methylation
Molecular function (GO): S-adenosylmethionine-dependent methyltransferase activity
Source: RefSeq, a predicted model, not a curated record
AUGGAGAAGAAAAACAGAGUGGCCACAUUGCCCCAACCAAACCCCAUGUGCGGCGGUGACGGUCCACAUAGUUAUGCUCGCAAUUCUUCUUACCAAAAAGCCGUUAUAGAUUGUGCAAAAACAAAGAUCAAAGAAGUCAUUUUAGAAAAACUCGACCUUGCACACAUGUGUUUGGAUCUUAAUACUUUUAAAAUCGCAGAUUUCGGUUGUUCGGUUGGACCAAACACUUUUGAUGUUGUUCAAACCAUCGUAGAGACGGUGAAACGGAGAUACGAACAACAAAAUAUUAGAGAAGCCCAAAAACAUCUUGAAUUUCAUGUUUUCUUCAACGAUCAAUCCAAUAACGAUUUCAAUACUCUUUUUAAAAACCGAUUUCUAUCUGUUUGUAAACCAUAUUUUAUCGCGGGAGUACCUGGCUCCUUCUACGAUCGAGUACUUCCAAGAAACACCAUCAAUAUUGGACACACUUCCUACACACUUCAUUGGUUGUCCAAAAUUCCCAAAGAAGUGUGCAACAUAAAUUCUCUAGGUCGGAACAAACACAACAUUUCGUGUUCUAAUCUGGUGGAAGAGAUGUCCAAAGCUUACAAAUCUCAGUUCGAGAAGGACAUGGGGGAUUUUCUUGGAGCUAGAGCGGAAGAGCUUGUGUCCGAAGGUUUCAUGAUCAUGUCGGGAAUGUGUUUACCCGACGGUGUCCCAAUGGUUCGGACAUGGAAGGGUGUUGCCAUUGAUACGAUGCGAGACUGUCUGAUUGAUAUGGCCAACUCGAGAAUACUAAACAAAGAAAGGGUCGAAUCGUUCAGUUUGCCUUUAUACUUCCCGCAUAUGAGUGAAUUGGAAGAAGUGAUAAAGCAAAAUGAGUGUUUUAGCAUUGAAGUGUUGGAGAGAAUGAUUCAUCCUAUGGAGGAUUUGCCAUUAACCAAUGACUUCAUAGCCUCGACAUAUAGAGCCAUUUUCCACGGACUCAUAGAGGAAUUCUUCGGAGAUGGGGUGGUCGAUGAAUUAUUCGACCGAUUUGCUAAGAGACUAGAGACACACCCCAUUGAUUUCCAAACAUGUGUGAAGGAUAUUCAAUAUUUUGUUUUACUUAAGCGGAAUUCCCAUUGAGAUGUGGCGCGAAAUUCAGUUGUCACGUUUCGUUUUUAUUGUCUUCGAAUGUCUUUAUGUAAUAAAUGCAAGUGUUCGAAAACGUUUUGGUUUGGAUAUUAUCAGGAUCUGUUUGG